Messenger RNA from Petromyzon marinus (sea lamprey), 5325 nucleotides. RefSeq names its product XK-related protein 6-like. Lineage: Eukaryota; Metazoa; Chordata; Hyperoartia; Petromyzontiformes; Petromyzontidae. Gene Ontology annotation, cellular component: plasma membrane. The record is from RefSeq and is a predicted model, not a curated record. Gene Ontology annotation, biological process: apoptotic process involved in development; engulfment of apoptotic cell; phosphatidylserine exposure on apoptotic cell surface.
AGGAGGGGUUGGCGGGGGAGGAUUACGUCAUCCGUGGCAGGGGGAUUGCGUCAUCUCGAAUGCGCGUGCACUGAAGGGGAAUGAACAGUCGUGAGCAGAAGGAACUCUUCUCUUCAACAUCGGCCACUUACGCUGCUUCUCACCAGGAACCAGAAGCAGAAGAAACACCAGCACCGUACCACCUCCAGUUUUUUUUUAAAUAGUAUUAAAAAGAAACAAAAAAAAUGUGAGUGGUGGGUGUGAAGAGAAUAUGAGCAAAGAAGUCUGUGGCGAGCCAUGGCGGCAGAGAGCUGGACUGGGCAGCAGCAAGGGCAGCAGAAGAAGCAACAACAACAACAACAGCAGCAGUCUCAAGGACAACAGUGGCCCGUGCAGCAGAAAAAGCUUGUGGAAGGAGGCCAGGUGUUGAGCAGGCUGCAGCAGCAGCAACAACAACAGCAGCAGCAGAGAAAGCAGCACUUUCAAGGGCAGCAGUGGUCUGCUCAGCAGAAACUGGUGGAAGGUGGGCAGGUGCUGAGCAGACUGCUACAGAAUCAGCAGCAAGGGCAGCAGCAGAGGGCGGGCAGCGUGAGCGUGAGCGCCGAGGGCCGGAGUUCGCUGGCCGUGUGCCGCUGCACAGACUCGCUGUCGUGCUACUGCGGCUGGCGAUCGCACUGUUGCCGCCGCUGCUGGGAGCGGCUUGGCCGCUGCAAUGUCGCCGCACCAGACUACGCCUGGGUGGCGGGGGCCCUGGCCGUGCUCCUCUGGGACGUGGGGACGGACGUGAUGCUGGCACUGAGCUACCUGGGCCGCGGUGAGCGUGCCCUGUUUGCGUUCACGCUCGCCUUCGUGCUCGGGCCCUCUCUCGCCGUGCAGGCCCUCAGCUUCCGCUGGUUUGCCAGAGACUUUGGAGCCCGAGGCCGGGCAGCUGUGGCUUCUGCUUCCGCCCUGUCAUCGUCUUCGGUUUCGGCCACGGCGGUUUCUGCAGCCUCGGCGACUUCGGCUCUGCGCCCGUGCUGCCGGGCCGGCGUGUGGGCCUGGCAGGGCCUCGUCCACGCUCUGCAACUCGGACAAGCUUGGAGGUACGUGCGCGUGCUCUACCUGGGCGUGCAAAGCCAGCGCCGGCGGCCAUACCGCCGGCGCUUCCAAUGGGCACUCAUGUACGAGUACGCCGACGUAAGCAUCCUGCGCCUGCUGGAGAGCUUCCUCGAGAGCGGGCCUCAGCUGGUGCUGCAGCUGUCCAUCAUGCUCCAGCGCCAUCACGUCGAGCCGCUGCAAUGUGUGUCAUCAGCUGCCUCUUUGCUGUCGCUCACCAUGGUGCUGGCCUCCUACCAAAAGGCGCUGCGGGACUCGCGAGAUGAUAAGCACCGCAUGAGCUACAGAGGCGCCUUGCUGCAGAUGUCCUGGAGGGCCUUCACCAUCUUUUCCCGCGUCCUCUCCUUUGCUCUGUUCGCCUCCAUCUUUCAGCUGUACUUUGUCAUUUUCCUGGUGGUGCACUGGUGCAUCAUGACAUUCUGGAUCAUCACGGUGGAGACCGACUUUUGCAUGUCCAAGUGGGAGGAGAUUCUGGUCGACAUGCUCAUGGGUGUAAUCUACAUCUUCUGCUGGUUCAACGUCAAGGAGGGAAAGACCCAUCGGAGAAUGUUUGCGUUUUACCUUAUCGUGUUGACAGAAAACUCGGCCAUGAUGCUACUGUGGUAUUUCAACAGAGACCCCUUGGCAACUGACGCCUACGCUCUGCCUCUCCUCUGUUUCAGUGUGAUCAGUUUCUCGCUGGGGAUGGCCAUAAUGCUGGUUUACUAUGGCUUCCUUCACCCGGGCGGCCGACGCUUUCAGGGGAUGCCUGGCUCUUGUUGCUCGGCCGCACUGAAUGGCAUGACCAUCCCUCAGCCGCCCAGCCCGCCACACCUGGUGCCACGGCCCCCAGUGUCGCUGUCUGAUGCCGCGCUACGGGGCAGCAGGGAGCUGAGCGAAGCGGAUGGCUACACGCCCGUUUUUGAAGUGCGGAUGUCGCCCAUUCCACCCUCGCCUGCCAUGCAGUACCGCCCGGAGGGGCCCGUGAUCAGGGUGGACAUCCCGCGCAAGAAAUACCCGGCGUGGGACGCGCACUUCAUCGACCGGCGCCUGCGGGGUAACAUCUACGUCCUAGAGUUCCUCACUCCUACUGCCACCGCCAUCCAGUACCGUGACGUCACGCUCUCGUACGAGAUGUACGAGUACGAGACGACUGUCUGAUCCGUCGCGGUGUCCGCAGUUGUCUGCGCAUUUCGUUUGAUGAUAUUUUGUUAUGAUUUUUUUGACGUUUGAAAUUUUUAUUGCAAUAAGCAGGAAUAUGUUCAUGGUUGAGGUAUGUGCUAGGCAAGCUUAAUCCGAACCAAUUUGGAAUUGUCCGAUUUUGAUCUGAUCUUUUUUUAUCAUCUCUGCCGUAGUCUCUUACACACUUCUUUUGUCAAUGAAGCACUGUCAUCACGGUUCUCUGAGUCAACAAGAUUCUCAACGUUUUCCACUUCUUCCUUCUUCCCAUUGUUUUUUAAAAGAAACGCCUUUUCUAGACGUCGAUAUUGUUAUUAAAUUAAGUAUGCUGCUAACUGAAUUUUACUUGGUAAAAAUGUGUUUGUGCAGGAUUUAAAUGUUGGUGCAAAAUACUGAUUUCAAUUGCGUGGUGUCAUGAAUUAGAAUGUGCUGCAUAGGUCUCAUCACCUGUGCCUCACACUAGACCAUGCAGGGCCUCAUUACUAUCUCAGGCCAGGUGAUGAUUGCUUUAUUUUUUUCCUGAAAAGGGUUAGAUAAAAAAAAUAUGAAGAGUUAAUUUUAUUAACAAUGCUAUUUUAUAAAACAUACAGUAUAUAUAAAUUAUAUUUUUUGUCUCGCUUAAGCAGAAUAAGCAUAGUUAUAUUUAUUUCACAGUGCACUUUAGUGAAUGUUAUAAGAAAUUAUAAAAAAUAUAUAUAACAUUUUUUUACAACAAUUAUUUAACUCUAUUAAGGGUUUCCAGUAAAAUAUGAUUACACUGAGUUUAAAUGAAUAAAAUACACAAAAAGCACAGUCUUUUCAUUUCACAUAUACAGUAUAUGUAAUGAAGAUAUCUGCACCUAUUAGCACGGUUGGCUAUGUAUGGUGCAAAAGAAGUUCAACAUACAUACAUAUCACACUUUAUGCUCAGAGAAAAUUGCAUACAUUGCUCUGAAGAUGAAAACCUUGUGUUGAGCACUACUUAGUAGGUUCACACGAUAUAAAUAUGAUCCGUUAUUUUUAGGCAGAUAUGGGUUCUUACACUUCAUAUAUGUCUACUUUAUAAUGUCUGACGUGCACUCUCAAGCAUUAAAACCCAUUUAUCAAUCUGUAACACAUUUAUAUUUUUCCUUAAAAAGGCAGAUCUAGCAAUGGUGCAACAUAAUGCAUCACAAAUUACUUAUUUGUGAUUAUACAUAGCAAUCAUCGACCGCUACUGGCAGACUAAUGCCCCAGGUCACACUUGCAAUGAGACCAUCCUGGUCACUUCAGUUCUCAUCUGGUUAAACAAAAUAGACUUUAAAAUCAACGUGAAUCUCGAUAAACCCAUGAAAGAAAUAUGGUAUGCUCCAAAUGUUAUUAUCUGUCCACCAACCACCAGCAUGGUGGGUUUAAUCUCCAUUGGGAGUGAUGCAGUGUUGUGAACCAAAGUUAAAUCUGCCACUGCCAUUUCACACAUGUUUUGGGCGCCACACCAGAUAGUGGGCAUGUAACGAUGCAUCGAUGAUUCACCAAUUAAAAUCACUAGCGAUACGUGCAUCGGGUAUUUUUUUUAAUUUAUGCACGUUAUGAGCAAAUUAUAUUGCAAUGUUGCAUUUGGGCUAAUGGUAAUAAUGAGACAGACCGUAGAAACAAGAUGGACAAAACAAACGAGAUGGUGCUGAUGGAUAAUAAAAACAAAUUAGACGGACAAAAAAGGUACAUUUGAGAGGAUACACGCAAGAUAGAAAAUUCGACUGAGUCAUCAUGAAUGAGAUAAUACAAAUAAGACAGAUCAAAUGAAGAAAACUUAACCAACAAGAGAGUAUUUACAAUAGAGUACACUUUACACAGUACAAAUGAGGCAGUGAAUAAAAUGUGUUAGCAAAGUAAUAUUGAAAUCAAUUCCAGAAUCAUGACCCCUGAAUUGUGACAGUUCGCUAGUUUGUAGUAGGUAAAUCGUUACUUGCCCAAUGUAGGGGAUUAUCGUCAGUUCAGCCGCAUUAACAUCUCUUGUUUUAGUGUUAGCAAAAUGUAGGGAAUCACAUUUCACCGAUAUUUAAAAAAAGCAAAUAGUAAAGGCUCAAUAAACCUUCAUCGUUUGAAGUAUUCCCUAGUUAUUUUGCAAACUAUCAAAUGCUGCUGCAGCAACCAGGACAUUUGGUUUUGUGCAGGCUUGCUAGAAAUGACUUCAAAUUAAAACAACAAAAAAUUUGUUUUAAAAUGUUGAUUUAUUAUGAGACCAAAAUCUUAAUAAAAAAUAACUAUACUUUUAAAGAGAAGCUACAUUUUCUCCUGGAAAAGCACAUAGUGUGACUCAUUUAAAAAAAAAUCCUAGCAAGCCUGAUGGGAAUGCAUGCCAACCUAAAACCGUAAAAUCAACCCAUCACGAAGCCACAGCAGACAUUGGUUAAAUGUCUUGUGGUGCGGUUGGUUUAACUCCAAAGGUGCCAGUGUCGUGUGCAUUGGAGUAUGGUUGUGGUGUUAGCAGUGCCUUUUAAUAUUUACUUUUACAAUGCAAUACUUCAGCAUUAUUUUUGUUUUAAAUGUUAUCGUGAAUACAAAACACACCUUAUGCUUGUACAAACAUAUUUUUCUAAAAUCUUUAUUACGGUGUAUUUAAAAUAUAUUUUCAUUUGAUGUUACGUUUACAAAGUUGGUCUUAUAAAAUAUUCCAUAUGAAAUGAUAAGUGAUCAAGUGGAAAACUGCACACACUCACACAAGCACACACAAGCACAGUAUAUCUGCUAAAGCAAUAACAUCAUGUAAAACAGUUAGAUUUUAGAGCAUUAUACAAUCCAAUGGUGCUAAAACUUUCUUCAAAAGUACAUAGAACAACACCAAGUUAGUACUUUGCUUUCUAUCUGUUUGUAUUGUGCAGUCAUUACACCAGACAUGUGAAAGGCUUAGCAGAAGUGCUCUGUGAUACAGGACAGAGUGCUCAAAGAAACCACAGACAUAAACUAAGACUACCUUUGGUGGUUUUUUUUGUUGUUAUUUCCCACCUACAACUCCCCACUCCACCCCCCUGUUACCAAUUACACCAGUACAUUAAACCAAUGGUGCUCAAUGGUGCUCAAUGUUGGUGUUCAAAAUCAGGUGCUUAAGAGUGGACAGGGGAUUGCUGGUGUGAA